CUUUCAGAGCAAAAAGUGGAUUGUUCUAGGCUAGGUUUAUGUGGCAGAUUACGUCUGUAGAUAAAUUUACUGUGACAUUUAUAUUUCAAUAUUCGUAAUAAAAAAGGUGUAACUAAAUCAAUUAAUUGACUGCAUUCCUAAAAAUGUAAAUACAUAAAUUAUUUGUUGAUAACUUUUUCUUGUAAAUUUGUGCGUUUUAAUAAAUAUUAUUAUAUUCAAAAGUGUAAGAUACCAAAGGAAAAUGGCCGAAGAAAAUGAAUGCUUAUAUGAUUCUAUGUUAAAAGAUCGAGUGCAAUAUGCGCGUCUUCAGAAGAAAGACUACUCGCACGUUUUCAGAAGAAAAUCUUACCUCGACAUUUUGCGACUUUCAGCUAUAUCAAUAGGCAUUGGUAUUGUUUAUGCUGCCGAAACAGCUUUUGUUUCACCUACUUUACUACAAAUCGGUAUCGAACAUUCAACCAUGACAAUGGUCUGGGGUCUAUCACCAAUUUUAGGCCUACUUCUGGGACCGUAUUUAGGCUCGGUAACUGAUCGCUGUCGACUUAGCUUCGGUCGACGUAGACCAAUGAUGUUGCUGCUCUCUGUGGUAAUGUUAACUGGAUUGAUUAGUUUAGCCUUUGGAAGAAAUAUUGGACAAUUCUUUGGGGAUGACAGUAUUGAAGUCAUAGAAGCCAAUAAUACAGCAGUUUCUGGUGUAUCUACAACAACAGCAGAAAACAAGCCAAAUUUACAGAUUGCAGUAAUUCUAACAAUUUUGGGAAUUAUGUUCAUGGACUUCACUGCCGAAAUAUGUCAAAACCCGUCAAGGGCUUACAUGCUUGAUGUUUCUAUUCCUGAAGAUCAUGAUAAGGUUCUGAGUACUUUUAGUGUGAUGAAUGGCCUGGGAAGCACCUUGGCAUUUGCUAUCGGUUCAAUUGACUGGGCCGAUACUGCUUUGGGCCAUUUGGUUGGAGGAAACCUUCAAGCAGUAGUCAUAAUUGAUUUGUGUUUCUUUGUACUGUGCUUUUGUAUAACAUACUUUAGCUUCAGAGAAAUUCCACUGCCACUUAUCGAAAGGAAUAAGCUUCUACAACCAUUGACAAAGGCUACGAUCCAAAGCAAUGGUUUGUCAAACCCCAAUGGGAAGAGUAUUACUGGAGAUGUAUUAGUAAUGGAUGAUAGCAAUGCAUUUGUAAGGUACCUAAAGUGUAUCAUGCCCAAGUCCCUCUGGAUAUUGAGUUUGACGAGCCUACUCUGUUGGAUGGGACACAUUUGCUACUGUCUAUAUUUUACAGACUUUGUCGGCGAAGAAGUUUUUCAUGGCGAUCCAACGGCACCAGUUUCAUCGGAAGAAUACAACUUAUACCAGGAGGGAGUUAGAUUUGGAGGUCUGGGAAUGUCCAUUUACGCUCUUACUUCUUCAAUCUAUUCGUUUGUUCUCCAAAAAUUGAUGGUUUGGGUUAAACCAAAAUAUGUCUACAUCUUUGGUAUAAUGUCGUUUGCAAUUGGAACGUUUCUUGAAGCUGCUUAUCCGACUAAGGUUGGAGUUAUAAUGCUCAGUAUUACUGGAGGUAUUGUCUACGCUACAAUUAGCACCGUCCCUUAUAUUCUUGUUGCUAAUUAUCAUUCAAAGGGUUGUUUUGAAAUGCGUAAUGGGGAAUUUAUUUUAAUGAAUGAAAAUCGUCGAGGAAUUGGUACUGAUAUUUCCAUAAUCAGUAGCAUGUUGUUUGUAGCUCAACUUGGUAUAUCCUUAAGUGUUGGGUUCUUGGUAACGUGGACAGGAACAACUUGUGCGAUAUUUUAUGCGUCCAGCGGAUUGAGUGUGUUGGGAGCUGUAUCAGCAAUGUUUAUUUUGUAUAUUUAAGUUUAUUUGUUAUAUUAUUUUGUAGAAAAAAAAA
Messenger RNA from Eupeodes corollae, 1877 nucleotides. RefSeq names its product proton-associated sugar transporter A-like. Gene Ontology annotation, molecular function: sucrose:proton symporter activity. Bases 242 to 1843 code for a protein of 533 amino acids. The transcript is spliced from 5 exons. NCBI's taxonomy places the organism in Eukaryota, Metazoa, Arthropoda, Insecta, Diptera, Syrphidae. Gene Ontology annotation, cellular component: membrane. The record is from RefSeq and is a predicted model, not a curated record. Gene Ontology annotation, biological process: transmembrane transport.